AUGCGAAAUUGUGAAGGCGGAAAAGCGAUUCUAUUUAUCUGCUUGGUGAAUGAUCUCAUAACCAAAUUUGAAUUAAAAGUUGGUGAGGAAAAGAUAUCAUAUAAUACUUACGCCCAUGAUGAUGAUGAUGAUAAAAGAAAGCGUGAUGAAAAUAAUUUUCCAUUUGCUUAUGGUUGUUAUGGUGAAAACUCAUGA
Clunio marinus is the source of this 195-nucleotide messenger RNA. Lineage: Eukaryota; Metazoa; Arthropoda; Insecta; Diptera; Chironomidae. The record is from the annotation of a GenBank genome assembly.